UUGCAUUUGAGAAAUAAACUAUUGUUUGUUUGAAAGAAUACUUGCGUCCGUGCCGGAUUUUUAUAGAAUGUCAUUCCCAAAUCCCGAGACUCAUAAAUUGGAUAAUUUUGGUUUUAUUGAUUACAAACAACCGCUAAAUAAACAACAAGAUAUGAGAACAUCAACAUAUUUUGGCAACAAAUACAUGACAGAUACAAUGUUAGGCAAUACGAUAAACUGCAAAUUUAAGGAGACGCCACCAUAUAGAGAAGAUGUUACACUGGCGAUGCAUAGACAAAGCGAUUACAAAACGAACUACACAUGGAAGUUUGGAGAUCCCAAUGAAGUUCGUAAUCCCACCUUGGCUAAAAUGGAUGGUAUUAAACCCUUUUAUGAAUGCAAAAUGAAGUUCCUAACACGACCUAUGGUCCCGGCUGCAAGCGUUUCGCAUUCUGAUUAUUUGUGGAAUCCAGAGCCUACAAAAGAACCUCCUAUCCAAAUGCAUCUACCCACCGCUGUGGCGGCCACAAAGAUAUCAAUUGAUCGUGCCAAACCGGGAUAUAGCAAAUAUUUAGAUCCUUCCGCAACUACAUCCCGUUUAGACUAUUGCCAUAGAAGUGCUCAGGAUGUAAUGAGUGGCAUUGCAGCCAAAGAUAAUAUAACAUUUUGGAAUUGGAGAAACAUGGAAUAUCGCACAAAAAAGGUUUUCCCGGCCAAAGAUCCACAACAAUGUGAUAAAUUACAAACGAAUGAAUGUGUCAAAAGGCGAUGCGAGUUUCCAAGUCUUGUUAAGCCUGUACCAAACACCGGCAUGACCACUGAGGUUCGAGAUAAUUAUAUUGCACCAUUUGAAAAUGCAAUCGAAUAUGAUACAACUAACAUACAAAAUAAUUUUACACAUACCUCAAUAGUCCCAUUUGCCAAAAAAUCUGAAUACAAUAUUUUUGGAUCCGGAGAAUGUACUAACAAAUAUGUCUAAACUUAUUCCUGCAAAUUUACAUAAUAAAACACUCAAUUCAAAUCAUUUUAAAUUUAUUAUAACAAUAUUGUUGUUUAUA
This is a messenger RNA of Musca domestica (house fly), 1037 nucleotides long. RefSeq lists its product as uncharacterized. The coding region runs from base 68 to 958 and encodes 296 amino acids. The transcript is spliced from 2 exons. The record is from RefSeq and is a predicted model, not a curated record. NCBI's taxonomy places the organism in Eukaryota, Metazoa, Arthropoda, Insecta, Diptera, Muscidae.